Messenger RNA from Achroia grisella, 507 nucleotides. Its product is annotated as general odorant-binding protein 1-like. The record is from RefSeq and is a predicted model, not a curated record. The transcript is spliced from 3 exons. Bases 16 to 507 code for a protein of 163 amino acids. Lineage: Eukaryota; Metazoa; Arthropoda; Insecta; Lepidoptera; Pyralidae. Gene Ontology annotation, molecular function: odorant binding.
ACAUUGCAACUAGAUAUGGCGAGAGCGGUUUUUAUUGGUCUGGUCUUGGUUAUAAUUGUCGUGAGAGAUGCAGCACCUUCGAGUGAGGUCAUGAAGUAUAUAACAGCUGGAUUUCUUAAGACUUUGGACGACUGCAAACAUGAGCUAAACCUCUCCGAUAAUAUCGUAUCUGACUUGUAUCAUUUUUGGAAGCAAGAAUACGAGUUACUGAACAGAGAAACUGGCUGUAUUAUUCUAUGUAUGAGCAGAAAGUUAAACUUGAUAGAUACGUCUGGACGUUUGCAUCAUGGCAGCGCGCAGGAUUUCGCCAUGCAACAUGGAGCUGCGGAAGAUGUCGCAGUCAAAUUAGUGAACAUGCUUCACGAAUGCGAGAAGCAGUCUCUGGCUGUAGAAGACGAGUGUGCACGGACCCUGGAGGUGGCGAAAUGCUUCCGAAACGACAUAAGAGGUCUUGACUGGUCUCCAAAAGCGGAUGUCCUCAUCACCGAGAUCCUUACGGAUUUGUGA